GGCAUCCCGACAGCAGGAAGUUAAUACCGGAAAACGCUCAUUGAAACAUCACGCCUCAAGUGAAUCGCGGACGAAUUAUAGAAAUUUAACACACGCGAUUCGUUAUGAAGAUUCAUUCGUGACUUUACAGGGGAUUAUCUAAAAAUGCUGGAGUGAAAAUGCGGUUAAAAUAUGACUGGAGACGUUAUAAACGAUGCUGUUGUGUGGAUUUAGAGUGACGUGUGUUAGUGACUGUGCAUCAGGACUGACUGACAGCUGAUCAGAUCCUCAUCUUCAGCUCUGAUCUCUGUAUAAAGCGUUCAGAGAUCAUGUUCAUGUCCAGUAUUGUCUCAUGUGUUUUCACUGAAGCUGUGCGCUGUGUUUAAUGCAGUUAAAAUGUUUCCUAAAGCCUCGUUCACGAGCCUGAUAGUGGGGUUCUUCCUCCUGUAUGUACUACACACAUGUUGGGUAAUGUUUGGGAUCGUUUACACUAAACCCUGUGAAAAUCCCAAGGGUAACGGCUGUAUUUCACCUUACCUGGCUGGUAAACCUCGACUGCAGUUGAGUGUAUACACAGCGCUGAAACCAAAUGCUGAUGGUGGACACAGUCUCAUCCACAGAGAGGAAGAAUUUGAUGUGAAUAGCAGGUUUGAGAGGUUAGUAAAUGUAUCUUUGCCGAAGAAGACAAGGAAAAAUGGAACGCUGUACGCCAUGGUGUUCCUGCACCAGGCAGGGAUGAACCCGUGGCAGGAUCCACAUCAAGUGCAUUUAGUAACACAGCUGACCACGUACAUGUUGCCCAAACCUCCAGAGAUCAGCCUGAUCACGGGUCAAGAUGAGCCGGAGAAACCAGAGCAGCAAAACCCAGGUGCUCACUCGGAGACGGACCGACCCGUUUCUCACUGGCGCUCUCGUCUGACCCUGAACGUGGUCUCUGAGCACUUUCAGUUUGAUCGUGAGGCUCUGCCUGGAGAUGUGCACCGCUACAUGAGAGUAUACCAGAGUGGCAAAAAGAUGAUUUACCUUCCGCUGCUGUUUGUGGAUGAACUCAGCAACAGAGUGAAGGAUUUGAUGGAGAUCAACAGUAGCUCUACUGAACUGCCUCUGACCAUCUCAUAUGACUCCAUCGCUCUGGGGAAACUGCGCUUCUGGAUCCACAUGCAAGAUGCUGUUUAUUCACUGCAGCAGUUUGGCUUCACUGAAAAAGAUGCGGAUGAAAUCAAGGGAAUAUUUGUGGACACAAACCUAUAUUUUCUUGCACUCACAUUUUUUGUGGCGGCUUUCCAUCUUUUGUUUGACUUUCUGGCCUUCAAGAACGACAUCAGUUUCUGGAAACACAAGAAGAGUAUGGUGGGCAUGUCCAGUAAAGCAGUACUGUGGAGAUGUUUCAGCACCAUUGUGAUCUUCCUCUAUCUCCUGGAUGAGCAAACCAGCCUGCUGGUUUUGGUUCCUGCUGGAAUCGGAUCUUUGAUUGAGGUGUGGAAAGUGAAAAAGGCUUUUAAAGUACAUGUCAUCUGGAGGGGCUUCACUCCAACACUCCUGUUUGGGAAAUCUGAUGAGUCUGAGAGGAGAACAGAGGAAUAUGACACACUAGCGAUGAAGUAUCUGUCAUAUCUGCUGUAUCCUCUCUGUGUUGGUGGGGCCGUAUACGCUCUGGUGUUUGUGAAAUAUAAAAGCUGGUACUCUUGGAUUAUAAACAGUUUAGUCAAUGGGGUUUAUGCCUUUGGAUUCCUCUUCAUGUUGCCGCAACUCUUCGUAAACUACAAGAUGAAGUCCGUGGCUCAUUUACCCUGGAAAGCUUUUAUGUACAAGGCUUUUAAUACGUUCAUCGACGACGUCUUUGCUUUUAUCAUUACCAUGCCAACUUCUCAUCGGUUGGCUUGCUUUAGGGAUGACGUUGUAUUUCUUGUUUACCUUUAUCAAAGAUGGCUGUAUCCGGUGGACAAAGCCCGAGUAAAUGAAUACGGAUUGUCUUACGAUGAAACGGCCAGAAGAAAAUCUAAAGAAGAUUAACGUCAUCACAGCACAAUGUUUUCAUGGAAUCAGCUGUCAGGAUUAAAAACACGCAAAACGGAGUGUCUGGAGAUACAGAAGAUACUACGUUUGUCAAGGGAACAUUUAUAUUGAGAUUUAUGUAGAUGAACAUUUAUUGAAAUGACUGCGAAGGUCGACCGUUGAUUCCCGAUUGACAUUCCUGAGACACGUGCGGGGGCCGUCCGACAAAGUUUAAAUGAUUACUGUAUAAUUUGUUGUGUUAAAGGAUAAUAAGAAAAUGUAUAUGAAGCUUGGUUUAAUUUUACAUAAUGUAUUUUGAUGGGACUGUUUAUUCAGUCUCAAAUAGUGUUUGGAAAUUAAGACCAUGGGUGCCAAAGACCACAGCUUCAUAAUAAUGACCUGUUUAAUUUUGAAUAUAAAAAGAUUAAUUUGAAUAACAUGACUGAUGUUUAUUUGUUCAGAGAGAUGAUGGAUAUGUUUGAUUUUGUGUUCCUUAUUCCAUUAAAAUGUUUCUGUGAUUUAUCUGCUUGAUAUCUGACAUUUUAUUAAAUAGUCUAUGCUA
Misgurnus anguillicaudatus (oriental weatherfish) is the source of this 2536-nucleotide messenger RNA. It is a transcript of the gene clptm1l, whose product is annotated as CLPTM1 like. Gene Ontology annotation, cellular component: endomembrane system; membrane. The record is from RefSeq and is a predicted model, not a curated record. NCBI's taxonomy places the organism in Eukaryota, Metazoa, Chordata, Actinopteri, Cypriniformes, Cobitidae.